ACUCCAAUAUAAAUCCUCCGUUAGUCUUCUUCGAGCGCCGCUUUAGCACUUAAAGUUGAACGUUCAUUCGAAAAACUUUCAUGUUUCUUCUCGUAUUUUUCCAAGCGACACAGCGCUGCGCUUCCAAAGUACGGUCCUAACUUGUAACACUUUGUGCCUUCGUGUUUGCUUUCGACAAAAAGGGUCGUUGAGUAUUUUGAAUCCAUUUAAUGUACAUAUAAUGCAAUCACAUAAUUUACGCCAAAUUGAAUUUUGCAAUGUUGAAUCAUAUAGCCUACCUAAAUUGAAAAUAAGUAAAGUAUCUGUAGCGAAGUAAGGUUUAAAGAUAAGUUUAUUUAUUACUCAGAUCGGCUUCAGAGGUUCUGUUAGUAAGUGAAGCUAGAAUAUCAGUUGUGAAUGCUGGAAAUAUGAUGGCAACUCUUGACCUAUAUACAUAAAUAUGUACCUUCGUACACGAUGUACUGUAAAAAGUUAGGUUAUAAGUGCACCCUAGUCCACGUAAAGGAGUAAAUAUAAUAAUUAACUGGAGAAAAUGGUGUCAAAAUACAUAAACAGUAACACCGUGACUAUACGGACUUCAGUUUUAUUAAAUUACUGUGCUUCGCUUCCACAAUUUAAAUCGUAAUCACAUAACCUAUAAAGUGUGAACGUGAUACAACCAACAACUUAAUGAAAUUAUUACUUAAACUGUGCCUGAGGUUCUAGAAAGCGUAUAUUGAAACUGUAUUUUAUACAAUAUGCUAAAAAUCUCAAUCUCAAUUCACAAGACAAAAGUCUUGCAUUAAUUUCACCACAUACGGAUCUCGUAGUGGCAAAAAUGAAAACAUAUUGUGAAAGGCUUACCGGUUUUAAAACAUAUUAAUAAUUAAAUAUCAGAAGUGUUAAUGUGCUCAAUUUCAAGAUAGCAAAAUUAUCAUUUUUAUGUAAGCAAAAACUGCUACAUACGUGCUACGAAGACUAUUACAUUAAUAUCCGUAGUAAACUGCUACGAGAGAGCUACGAAAAUUUAAUUUGUUAUUUUAUGUGUGCUACGCGGAGAAGUUAAUACUAUGUUAUAUCUGUAUGAUAUUAUUUUCGAGUUUUCUAGAAUGUUUGUUAGAUUUUGCAAGGUUUUGACAUUAUAUGUCAAUUGGAAUGGCACUUUGACACAUAACCUAAACAUGUAAAGGUUACAAUACGUCUUUCAAUAUUUCACUUUUGUUUCUAUCCGGUGAAUGUCUGUGUGAGCUUGAGAUAACAGUGAACUACGGUGUUUGUAUAUCAAAAGCAAAUCAUGUGUAAAAUUCGUAAAAGCUUUGUGCUACGCGCGCUACGACGAUCCAUCAAACGCGUAGACGUGGCUACGACAUUACUAUUAUUAAACCAGGAAAUUGAUCGCAUCAACCAAAUGGACGAUGAUGAAGAGUUAACUCCAUUUGUAGAGGAAUUUUCUCGAUGGAUGGCUCGGGAUCCUUACGUUCCCUUAAAAUAUGGACAAGAAGCUAUUCGAGAACCUGCUGAACUUGCCUACGUGCCGGAGGCCAUGACACCAACUCCAGAAGAGGUACACCCCGUGCCACCACCAAGGGAAAUCGUGUCACCUGAACCUAUCUCAGCACCUCAAGUGGAAGCCCGGAACCAAGUGUCGUCGACGGUGGCACCUGCAAAAAUCGAAAAUGAAGAAAAUAAAAAGACGUUCGCACUGACACCUCUCGAUAAAGAAUACUACGAACCCGAAGACAAAAUAGAAACACAAAAAUCGGAUGGACCUCAUGAAGGUGGUGAGUCGCCAGCUCCGCAAGCGAUGAGCUUGGUGGCUUUCCAGCCUCCACGUCAGAUACGGCAAAAUCCGAACCUGGGUAGAACGAAAAACCUGGUCGCUGAGAACUUGGACCGUCUUCGAGUUGGCGUCACUCAAGAGAAUCCUGAUGGCACCGAUAAACCUCGUCACAUCCAUGUGCUGGAGUCUGCAUCCGACCCAGCUGACUCGAUCUACGGAAUCGCUCUAAUUGCUGCAGUAGGCACCGCUCUUACUAUGGCUAUUAUCGGAUUUGCGUUCGGCUGGUACACACUAAGUAAGAAAGCUAAGGCUGCCGCUGACGUGGACUACCCUGCAUACGGAGUGACUGGACCUAACAUUGACACCUCUGGCGACAGGAAACUUGCUCAUUCGGCCCACAUGUACCACUACCAGCAUCAGAAACAGCAAAUAAUAGCUAUGGAAAGAAAUGGCUGUGAGCACCGCAAUGGUUCCGUGUCUGACCCCGAAUCUGAGGAAGAGAAUGAAGAAGGAGAUUACACUGUCUAUGAAUGCCCUGGGUUUGCCACGACGGGUGAAAUGGAAGUGAAGAAUCCUCUGUUCUCCGAGGACCCGACCCCGGCUACACCCGGCAAGUGCGAGAUUGUGAAACCUCAGCCCAAAGAUUAAGUGACGCGCGCGCAUUUGUUGCGCACCCUCAUAAAAGCCUGGCGAUCGAUCUUCAUAGUUUGCAAUCUCUUCAGUGUCUGUUUAAUGUACACCCUUCAACGCCAAGGUUACUUAUCCGACAGGAUUAUUACUCACCAUAGUUACAUAGAUCAAUGUAUUCGUACCAAUGAUGUUUAGUGUUGUAGGAAUAGUGUGUUAAUAAAGUGAUGGAAUAUCAGGCAGUCCUAUACGAUGACAGCUUUCCACGUUAUUAACUCACGACUCAGAUUUAUUAGAUUAUUUCGUCGAUUUUAUCUAGACAGUUUGUGUAGGUACCUUCAGUACAAUGUUCAAGUACAGUAAUUAAAUUAAAAAAGUUACAAAAAAAAUAGAUCGCACCAUAAAUGUUUAUUCUCGUUAUAAUGAUAAAGCAGAUAUAUUAAAUGAUUAUAGAAUAUUUUAAGCGCAACACCUAUUGACUUGCUAUUGACUUGUAAUAUAUACUACAAACCCUACGAAUUUAUUUAUUGUUUCAUCUAUAUUAUAUACAGUAUUGUAGUAUAUUAUGUACUGUACCUGCAUUCUGGAUACAUGGUAACACAUGGUAACAGUAAAUCAAGUACCUUCCUAAAAACAUUAGUUUGUUUCAAGCAACCCAUAUCAACUAUACAUAAUCCUACUUAUCUGUGAGACCAAACAAAGUCCAAAUUAUGGCAACUGAACCAACACUCGUGUUCCUUGGUAGUAGGAAUUUUAAUCAUUUUAAAACGAAUGUGGCCUAAACUACGAUUUUACAAUUAUACGUUUUCUAAAUAGAUUGAAACGAAACUAGUUUUUUUAGGAAGGGACAUUUCAACGUCUACUUAUACACUGUCAAUAUGUAUUUGAUGCCUACAUAGUACCCCGAUAAUAUCAAGUUAAAAUAAUUUGUAUGCGUUUUUAAACUUAUCAAAUGCAACGAGGACGACCUACAAUGUCUCUAGGCACAAAGUAAUGAUCGAUGCCAUGCCUAAUUAAGAUGAUACAGGAAUAAAUGUAUAUUUACAUCAUAGUGAUUAUUAUAAAACCGUUUGCAUUGUAAAUAAGGUCAAUUUGCUUUAUUUAAAUAUCUAAUAUAUUUUACAAUUUUAUCUUGUUGAACCAUAUAGUAUUAAUAUUUAUAUUCAUUAUAUAAUUGAAAAUGCCAAGAUUUUAACCCAACUAUUGACCAGAAGCAUUCCUUUGCAUAUACCUGAACAAGUUACACCUACAUAUCUUCUACAAGUUUACCUAUGUACCUACUAUUGCCUAGAAGUUUAUUAUAAUAUGGAAUAAGUAAUAUUUAUUAGCUAUUACUAAAGAAAUCAUGUAUUAUAUACAACCGAUACAACACAGAAACCUCACCGUAGGAGUUAAUGUACUUACUGUUCAUCGUAAGCAUGACAGUUCUACAUUAUAAGUAUUAUAAAUUACCUAAUUAUAAAUCUAGAUAUCACUGUGUAACCUAAAGUAGAAAAAUCUUACAGAUUAAUAUUUUGGUAUUGUUGUUAUAUAUAUGUAAAUGGAAAGGCCUGGCAAGGAGUGUGUGCUGUAGAACUGCGUAGCGAUGCUGUGACGACAUUGAGAAUGCUCUAUUGCUGAGACCAUCUAUUAGAACAAAUAAUAUUGUACCAAAACUAUACUGCCAAUAUCACAAAUAUCUUUAUAAGAGCAUGUAAGAACAAUUAGAUAGGAAAUUGAAUUGCCCCAAACGAUUGAAUUUAAUUUGAAGCUCUACUAUCUCUGCAGAGCAUAUUUCCAAUCUCAUUUGGUCUAUAAAAUAAAUGUUAUUUGUUAAUCAUGUUAGAUGAUCAGAGACAUAUAUUUAUUAUUCUCUUUCUGAGGACUUGUAUUUGUUAGACUAGUAAAGACAUAUAUAUCAAUUAUUCCUAACAUAUAAAUGGAUGUUAAAUUAAUUGUCGUUAUCAUAUUAAUCAUUUAAUCUUGUAGCCAGUCGUAUUUUGCGUAUUUAUUAUAAAAUUAUAUCGAGCAGGUAUGACCUGGGUGUAUCGAGUUAUUUUUCGAAUGUUUUAUGUAACCUAUGUAUGUUAUCUGUCAAUUGUGAUUGACUGAAUAUCUCGCCGUGCCAUGCAUCUUAUUGCCAGGAAGCGUAAAAGCUGAACUAAAGGAUUGCGUUUCAAAAGAAGAAAAAUGUGCUAUUUGGUUGGAAUAUCGAAUAUGUGAAUUAUAUAUAUUUUCUUCGCUUUUAUUGUAUUCACGAUGAAUAAUCAUAAUUAAUAUUUCACUUGCCGAUUAAUAUUUACUGAGUAUCGAAUUAAGUAGGCAUAGUGAUGUACUGAGCGUUGUUGUUUCCCUGAAUGUAUCAAUAGUUAUUAAGAUAACUACUUACUUAAACUUGGCAAAAGUAUCAACACUUAAAAUACUGUAGUAGCAACGUUUGACUCACUGUUAUUCAAAUAUUUACAAUAGAAUAUAAUAUAUUAUAGUAUUUCAAAAUUUAUCUGUGUAUCUAUUAAUGUGUAUUAACCAGUCCCGAAAACAUAUGUAUUUAGUUAUAAAUUGAUUAAUGUGAUAUAUUUCAUCAUUAUAUAUAUGUAUACAAUGCAAGUAUUGUUAUUAAUUCACCCUAACACUUACCCACUACAUGAAAAAAUCGGUAACUACAUCUACAAAGACUAAUUAACUAUAAUUUACAUUAGAAAUUACCCUAAAAUAUUGUCAUAGCUAAAUGUAAAUAUCCUUUCUGAUU
Molecule: messenger RNA, 5114 nt
Organism: Spodoptera litura
Lineage: Eukaryota; Metazoa; Arthropoda; Insecta; Lepidoptera; Noctuidae
Source: RefSeq, a predicted model, not a curated record